Messenger RNA from Tricharina praecox, 3132 nucleotides. Its product is annotated as Hsp70 protein-domain-containing protein. Gene Ontology annotation, molecular function: ATP-dependent protein folding chaperone; ATP binding. Lineage: Eukaryota; Fungi; Ascomycota; Pezizomycetes; Pezizales; Pyronemataceae. The coding region runs from base 240 to 3002 and encodes 920 amino acids. Gene Ontology annotation, cellular component: endoplasmic reticulum chaperone complex. The record is from RefSeq and is a predicted model, not a curated record. Gene Ontology annotation, biological process: negative regulation of hypoxia-induced intrinsic apoptotic signaling pathway; cellular response to hypoxia; endoplasmic reticulum unfolded protein response. The transcript has a single exon.
CAGAAACCAGCCAGACAGCUCCCAAGUGAAAGGAAAGAACAGCUGGCACCUUCACAACCCGCUUGAAAUAUUAUUCCCCUGAGGUCGUGAACUCUUUUUGACUUCCUUCCACUUCCCCGCAGCUUCCGCAACCUUCAUUUCAACCACCCCAAAGAACACAAAGAGCUGCGUUCCUUCUACAAGCAUCCACCGCCACCACCUCCGGGAGUCCCGUUACAGCAACACAACCUCACACCGCCAUGCGGUCAAAAAUAUCCAACGUAGCCUUGACAAGCUUGUUCAUCCUGCUCGUCACGCAAUACGCCUCCGCCGCCAGCGCAAUCCUCGGAAUCGACAUUGGCCAGGAGUUCAUCAAGGCAGCUCUGGUGAAGCCAGGAAUCCCUCUCGAGAUCGUGCUCACCAAAGACACCAAGCGCAAGGAAGCGUCCGCGAUCGGCUUCAAGCCCGCCAACAUCCCCGCGGCAGAGGGCGAGUUCGCUUUCCCAGAGCGCCUCUACGGCGCCGACGCGAUCAAUCUCGCCGGCCGCUUCCCGAAUGAUGUCUACCCCAACCUCAAACAGCUGCUGGGGAAGAUGGCAAUCGACGAUGCGGUAGCUGCCUACUCGGGGCACCACCCGUCACUAGAGAUCCUCCCGUCGCCGGAACAGAACACCGUCGCGUUCAAGAGCAAGAGCUCGCCCAAAAACGGAGUGUUCACGGUCGAGCAGUUGUUGGCGAUGCAGUUGAAGGCGAUUGUUGCGCAGGCGCAGGCUAUGGCCGGGACGGGAGCGGCUCCCAUCAAGGACGUGGUGUUUACGGUUCCGACUUUCUUUUUGGCCGAGGAGAAAUAUGCGCUCACGCUUGCCGCGGAGCUAGCGAAAUUGAAUGUUAUGGGGUUCGUCUCGGACGGUUUGGCGGUCGGCCUCAACUAUGCUACUUCACGGACCUUUGACGAGAAGACUCCGGAAUACCAUAUCGUCUACGAUAUGGGCGCUGGAUCAACAACGGCUUCGGUGCUGCGCUUCCAGGCAAAGACUGUAAAGGACGGUCGGUUCAAGAAGACUGUGCAGGAGGUGUCGGUGUUGGGUGUCGGAUUUGACCGGACUCUGGGAGGUGACCUGUUCAACGAGAAGAUGGUGGACCUCCUGGCAGCGGACUUUGUUGGGAGCAAGAAGGGCCAGAAGGCACUUGCGUCGGCGGAAGACCCCAAUAGGACCCUUCGCCUGAAUGGACGGGCAGCAGCCAAGCUCUGGCGUGAAGCUACUCGUUCCCGUCAGAUCCUUUCGGCGAAUACAGAGACAUUUUCCUCAGUGGAGUCGCUGUACGAGGACGUUGACUUCCGCUCGGGGAAGCUCACGCGUGCUCAAUUCGAGGACGCUAUCAAGGAGUACGAGCCACGUAUUACGAGGCCCAUUUUGGAUGCCCUCGACAAGGCGGGUAUCUCGCUGGACAUGGUCAACACCAUCAUCUUGCACGGUGGUGCUGUCCGCACACCAUUCGUGGGGAAGAAGCUCGAGGAGAUCGUCGGAGGGCCCGAGAGGAUCAGCAAGAACGUCAACCCCGAUGAAUCCGCCGUUUUUGGAGCCACCUUUAAGGGUGCCGGUGAAAGCGGAAGCUUCAAGGUCAAGGAUAUCGAGACUCACGAUAUCAACCCCUACGGUGUAAGCGUCAACUACCUCAAGUCCGAGAAGGCUGCCAAGGAAACGAAACAAACCAUCUUCGCUCCUGGAUCAGUAAUAGGCAAGGAGAAGAUCAUUCAGUUCCCACAUAAGCAGGAUUUCGAGUUCGAAGUUGUCCAUAACUUGCCACCCCGUCCCACUGACCCCAGGCAGCUCGUCGGCCUCGAAAUGCUGUGGGAUGUCAAGAGCACCAAUGUCACCGAUUCCGUCAAGAAGCUUCAGGAUGAUUUUAAGUGCACUGAGAAGGCUAUCUCCACUCAUUUCGCCAUCACCAUUGCAAAGAAGGACGGCAUCCCCAUUGUCUCCAAGGGUUGGGUCGAGUGCGAGGUUGAAGUUCCCGAGGAGAAGAAGGGCAUCGUAGAUGGUGUCAAGAAGGCGUUUGGCUUCGGAAAGGAUAAGGACUCAUCAUCCUCCUCAUCGUCAUCCUCGUCGUCCUCGUCCACAUCCUCCUCCUCCAGCACCAGCACUACAACCACCGGAGCCGCUUCCACAACCCCCGAAGCCGCUCCCAAGCUGAUUAAGAAGACGCAACGCAUCCCGGUCGCAUUCACCACCAACAAGGCGGGCAUUCCCUUCCUCUCGCCCGCCGCCAAGACCGCGCUCAAGGGCGAAAUCACCUCCUUCGACACCUACGACAAGAACCGGCGCGCGAUUGAGGAAGCCCGCAACGAGCUCGAAGCCUUCACGUACAAGACGCGCGAGCUCCUGUACAACGACGCGUUUGUCCUCUCAUCGACUGAGGAGAUCCGCACGAAGCUCACCACGCUCCUCGACGAAGCGGGCGACUGGCUCUACGGCGACGGCGCACAAGCCCCUCUCGCCGACGUCCGUGCCAAGCUCCAGAGCCUCAAGGACAUCGAGGCGCCCAUCUCCGUGCGCAAGAACGAACACGAAGUCCGUCCCGCCCUCGUCAAGCUGAUGCGCAAGAGUCUCGACCAGGGCCGUGUUCUCCUCGGUGCCCUCCGCAGCGUCCCCGCUGAGGAUGAGUCCCUGAAGUACACCGAUGAGGAGAUCGCGGAGCUCACUAAGCAGCAUGAUGAUGCCGAGACUUGGCUCAACGACAUGGAGAAGAAGCAGGAGGCCCUGGCGGGACAUGAGGAGCCCGUGCUCACUAUCAAGGAGCUGAACGCGCGUACGGAUAAGUUGGAGAAAGUGGUCAUGGAGGCGAUCCAGGCCAAGAGCCGUGCCACCGAGGAGCUGAAAAAGAGGAAGGCAAAGGAGGAGCGCGAGAGGAAGAAGAAGGAGAAGGAGGAGGAGAAGAAGAAGGCUGAGGAGGAGAAGAAGAGUGAGGACGAGAAGGCUGAGACCGAGACUGGCAAGCCAGAGGUUAAGGAUGAGUUGUAGAUGGUGGAGGUGACACUUGUACGCUAGAUUUACGGUUUGGUUUUAUGUUGGCGCUUUUGCUAUUGAUCUGAUUUUUACACUACAUAUAUGCGAGACAGAUGGAGACAUCAGAUCAUGUUCCUUGAGUGAC